AUUAAAUCGAAAAAACAAGAUUUUUUUUUGACACAUAUAUCAAGACUUUUAUAAUGAAUGAAAAAAAUCCCAAAAGCACUUGUUACCAUUUUUCUUACUAAUGAAAAAACUUAUUUAACCAUAAAUGUAAAAAUUCUUAAUCAUUUUUUUUAGUUUCUUACCCACGACCCACCCGAUCUACGUCCUGUAAUACAAAUCAAAUCACUAUGAUGAUCUCACAAAACGUUACUUGAAACUUGAAACAAAUCAAACACCUUCUUCUUCUUCUUCUUCUAUCGGAGAGCACUGAUAUAUAUAACCAAAUAAACCCGAACGGUGGUGCAUUCACAGAUCCCUGAGAUUCAGCUACGCUCAUGGCUCAGCAGCUUGUCAAGAAAGACGAUGACCGCGACGAUGAAGCCGAGUAUUCCCCUUUCAUGGGAAUCGAAAAGGGGGCGGUUCUUCAAGAGGCGAGGGUUUUUAAUGAUCCACAACUUGAUGCUAGGAGAUGUUCACAGGUUAUUACAAAGCUCCUAUACCUACUGAAUCAGGGAGAGACAUUUACAAAGACCGAAGCCACAGAAGUUUUCUUUGCUGUGACUAAGCUUUUCCAGUCCAAAGAUAUGGGAUUAAGGAGAAUGGUCUACCUGAUGAUAAAGGAGAUUUCUCCGUCUGCAGACGAGGUUAUUAUUGUUACUAGUUCUCUCAUGAAGGACAUGAAUAGCAAGAUUGAUAUGUAUAGGGCAAAUGCUAUUCGAGUGCUUUGCCGUAUCACAGACGGAACCCUCCUUGCCCAAAUCGAACGGUAUUUGAAACAAGCAAUUGUAGAUAAGAAUCCAGUUGUUGCAAGUGCUGCCUUAGUUAGUGGCAUUCAUCUACUCCAGACAAAUCCUGAAAUUGUAAAAAGGUGGAGCAAUGAAGUUCAGGAAGCUGUUCAAUCAAGAGCAGCUCUUGUACAGUUUCAUGCACUGGGUUUGCUACACCAGAUACGGCAGAAUGAUCGGCUGGCUGUUAGCAAGCUUGUUACCAGCUUGACAAGGGGAACAGUUCGCUCACCUUUAGCCCAGUGCCUGUUGAUUCGUUACACAAGUCAGGUUAUCCGUGAGUCAGGAAAUAAUACACAGCCAGGGGACCGCCCCUUCUAUGAUUAUCUUGAGAGUUGCCUUCGUCACAAGUCAGAGAUGGUGAUUUUUGAAGCUGCCAGGGCUAUUACAGAGCUGAAUGGUGUAACAACCCGAGAAUUAACUCCAGCUAUUACUGUUCUUCAGCUAUUCUUAAGUUCGUCUAAGCCAGUUUUAAGAUUUGCUGCUGUCCGCACCUUGAACAAGGUGGCAAUGACACACCCAACAUCAGUCACUAACUGCAACAUUGAUAUGGAAAGUUUAAUCUCCGAUCAGAACAGAAGCAUUGCCACACUUGCUAUUACUACACUUUUGAAGACAGGAAAUGAAUCAAGUGUGGACCGUCUUAUGAAACAGAUUACAAAUUUCAUGUCUGAUAUUGCUGAUGAGUUCAAAAUUGUUGUUGUUGAAGCAAUAAGAUCAUUGUGCCAGAAGUUCCCAUUAAAAUAUAGAUCUCUGAUGAACUUCCUAAGUAACAUUCUUAGAGAAGAAGGUGGUUUUGAGUACAAGAAGGCAAUUGUAGAUUCAAUUGUGAUUCUCAUUAGAGAAAUCCCUGAUGCAAAGGAAACUGGGUUGCUUCAUCUCUGUGAGUUUAUUGAAGAUUGCGAGUUCACUUAUCUGUCUACACAGAUUCUACACUUCUUGGGCAUUGAAGGGCCAAAAACAUCAGACCCGAGCAGAUAUAUUCGUUUUGUUUAUAAUCGAGUACAUCUUGAGAACGCAACAGUUAGGGCCGGUGCUGUCAGCACACUGGCAAAGUUUGGUGCUGCAGUUGAUGAGUUAAAGCCUCGCGUAUUUGUUCUGCUAAGGCGAUGUCUUUUUGACAGUGAUGAUGAGGUCCGUGAUAGAGCAACCCUUUAUCUAAACACACUUGGAGGUGAUGGUUCUGUUGUUGAGACUGAUAAAGCUGUAAAGGAUUUCCUGUUUGGGACAUUUGAUAUCCCACUUGUCAAUCUGGAGACUAGCUUGAAAAAUUAUGUGCCUUCAGAAGAAGCUUUUGACAUUGACUCUGUGCCCAAGGAAGUCAAAUCUCAGCCACUUGCAGAGAAGAAAGCCCCUGGUAAAAAGCCAACUGGUUUGGGUGCUCCUCCAAGUGGUCCCCCAUCAACUGCUGAUUCAUACCAGAGGGUGCUUUCGUCCAUUCCAGAGUUUGCUAACUUUGGGAACCUUUUUAAGUCCUCAGAACCUGUGGAGCUCACUGAAGCUGAGACAGAAUAUGCAGUUAAUGUCGUUAAACACAUUUUUGAUAGGCAUGUUGUGUUCCAGUACAACUGCACAAACACAAUACCAGAGCAAUUAUUAGAAAAUGUUAUCGUAAUUGUGGAUAAUUCAGAAGCAGAUGAAUUUUCGGAGGUGUUCUCCAGACCUCUCAAGUCUCUUCCUUAUGAUUCACCUGGACAGAUUUUUGUUGCAUUUGAGAAGCCUGAGGGAGUGCCAACACUUGGAAAAUUUUCUAACGUUUUGAAAUUUAUUGUUAGAGAGGUUGACCCUGCCACUGGUGAGGCAGAUGAUGAUGGUGUUGAAGAUGAAUACCAGCUGGAGGAUCUGGACAUUGUUUCAGCAGAUUACACGUUGAAAGUGGGGGUAUCUAAUUUCAGGAAUGCAUGGGAAAGCAUCGGCCCUGAUUAUGAGCGAGAGGAUGAGUAUGGUCUUGGUCCUAGGGAGAGCUUGGCUGAAGCUGUAAAUACUGUCAUCAACCUUCUUGGCUUGCAGCCCUGUGAGGGUACAGAGGUUGUUCCACCCAAUUCAAGAUCACACACAUGUUUGUUGUCAGGUGUAUUCAUAGGUAAUAUAAAGGUGCUUGUGCGGUUGUCUUUUGGACUUGACGGUCCAAAGGACGUUGCAAUGAAAUUGACAGUCAGAUCCGAGGAUGAAACCGUCAGUGAUGCCAUUCAUGAGAUUGUAGCUAGCGGAUAAUCUAUCAAGUAGAUAAAUUUUGACUCAAGAUGGCCCCGCUUUUUGUUAAUGAGAUUGGUGUUAAGCAGGCACAUAGAUAGAGGUGUGUAAAGAAUUACAAAACUUUAUUAUGUUUGGGAUCAGUACGCAUUUGUUUGUCCCUCACUCACUGCAUUCUUGGUAUACUGGCAACGAUACUGGAAGUAUAAUGUUGGGCCUAUGACUAUUGGAGUAAACUUCCUCAUGAUUAUACUUCAUUUUUCCUUGUAGUUAAUGUAAUAUGAAUUUUGAGGAUUUUUCUUGACCAAUAUUUGUGUUGUCAUUGAAUUGGAUAUUUGUUGAAACAACAAUUGUUUAUUUAGUAGUAUAAAAGACAAGUUUCUUA
Messenger RNA from Trifolium pratense (red clover), 3381 nucleotides. Its product is annotated as coatomer subunit gamma-like. Gene Ontology annotation, cellular component: COPI vesicle coat; endoplasmic reticulum-Golgi intermediate compartment; endoplasmic reticulum. The record is from RefSeq and is a predicted model, not a curated record. Gene Ontology annotation, biological process: endoplasmic reticulum to Golgi vesicle-mediated transport; protein secretion; intra-Golgi vesicle-mediated transport. The coding region runs from base 354 to 3017 and encodes 887 amino acids. Gene Ontology annotation, molecular function: structural molecule activity. Lineage: Eukaryota; Viridiplantae; Streptophyta; Magnoliopsida; Fabales; Fabaceae. The transcript is spliced from 18 exons.